Schistocerca piceifrons (Central American locust) is the source of this 1407-nucleotide messenger RNA. RefSeq names its product ankyrin repeat domain-containing protein 49-like. Gene Ontology annotation, molecular function: protein binding. Bases 155 to 700 code for a protein of 181 amino acids. The transcript has a single exon. The record is from RefSeq and is a predicted model, not a curated record. Lineage: Eukaryota; Metazoa; Arthropoda; Insecta; Orthoptera; Acrididae.
AUGAACUUGUAGACGCGAAGAUCGAUAUGCAAAAUACGACCAACAAACAAUUGUGAACUGCCUAAAAACAAAAGACAGAAGUGGCGCUGUUUGUAGUGUAUUUUGAUAAUUGAUAGUUUGAGAAGUACGUAAUGUGAAAGGUAGCGUCAAUAAUAUGGAACAGUUUUAUGUAAGUGGGUGGGAUGACGAUGACAGGAAUGUAGAAGAAGAUGGGGGUGAGAUACAUUUGGCAGCAGAGAGGGGAGACGUUGAAUCUGUUGAGGAGCUACUAAAAGGCGAUCCAGAUCUUGUAAACGCUCGCGAUAAAGAUGGAUAUACGCCUUUACAUCGAGCUUGUUACGGUGACCACGUGAAGACCGCUGAAAUACUUCUAAGAGCUGGUGCUGAUAUAGAGGCAGGUACAUUGGAUGGCUGGCGUCCUCUACAUUCGGCCUGUCGCUGGAACAAUGCACGCAUAGUUGCUUUACUUCUUGCUCAUGGCGCAUGUGUAAACGCACCAAGUGAGGGUUCACAAACCCCUCUGCACUUAGCUGCAUCUCAUAGUCAUAGUUUGGAAACACUACAGCUGUUGCUAAUGCAUCCCAGUGUCAGACCGGAGCUGAAGAACAGUGUGGAAGAAACAGCUGAAGAUAUUGCAGUUCGAGGAGGACCUCUCGGCUAUCUGUUCGAAGUGACUGAAGAUUGUGUGAAUAAAAUAUGAUUGCUUUUAAUUAUGUACAAAUACUAUAACUACUAUGUGAUAUAUGCGUGAUUUUGAAGAGCAUUCGAGUCGGAAAUUGCUGUAGGCUCCCAGAUGACAAAGUUAUAGGAAUUUGUUGCAACUGGUAAUAGCAGUACGUGAAAAUUUACGUAAAAGCUUCUCACUUAAGAAAGGAACAAUUAACCUAGAACAAAAAUAAUUAGUUUGAUAAUCUGUUUUCUGCCAUUGAUACUUUGUUUAUUUGUGUACAGGAUAUUAAUGUUACUAAAAUAAAUAUUUGUUAUGAUCUCCUCAAUAUUAAAGAAUUUUUAAUAUAUAUUGUGUAGAUGCCCUAUACAUAAACAAUGCAAAAUGCAAGGACAUAUAUACCAUUUCAUGAACAGUGAUGUUUUACCAAUGAAGGCAACAUGGUCCUAAAGGUAUGCAGCAAGGUUGUCUUAAUUUUGCUUGCAGGUAUAUAUACAUUUUGAUUGCGUAUGUCACAUUUUACAAUAAGUGGGAUGCUGCAGCAUGUUAAGAAAUGUACAACUUGUGUCAAAUAUUUGAAGUUACAUAAACAUGCUGCUCUUUUGGAAAAAAAAGUGAACCCCUCUGUUUCUGUAACGUCUUUUUAUUUAUAAAAAUGUAGUAGCAGACUGAUUCCAUAGUCAUGGGUGUGACACUUGAACUCUAUAAAUGAACUGUAUAAUAAUUUUAAAUUGUCCCAU